Molecule: messenger RNA, 3300 nt
Organism: Protopterus annectens (West African lungfish)
Lineage: Eukaryota; Metazoa; Chordata; Ceratodontiformes; Protopteridae
Gene: PSMD1
Product: proteasome 26S subunit, non-ATPase 1
Exons: 25
Coding region: 157-3072 (971 amino acids)
Biological process (GO): regulation of protein catabolic process; proteasome-mediated ubiquitin-dependent protein catabolic process
Cellular component (GO): proteasome regulatory particle, base subcomplex; proteasome complex; proteasome storage granule
Molecular function (GO): enzyme regulator activity
Source: RefSeq, a predicted model, not a curated record
UUGGUUGAAGUCUCCCUGAGCACCUCUGGGAAGUAGUGAUUGAAUCAGGAAAGUGCUGCAGCUGGUGUUAGAAAGUGAAGCCUGAUUAAGGAUUUGAAAAAAAUCGUUUAAAGACGAGAGACCGGCAUUGUUUGAUAUUAGUAGCAGCGCUACACAAUGAUCACGUCGGCGGCUGGAAUUAUUUCCCUUCUUGAUGAAGAGGAACCACAACUUAAGGAGUUUGCUCUUCAUAAACUAAAUUCAGUUGUCAAUGACUUCUGGGCAGAGAUAUCAGAGUCUGUGGAUAAAAUUGAGGUCCUUUAUGAAGAUGAGACAUUCAGGAGUCGAGCGUUUGCUGCUCUUGUAGCCUCAAAGGUUUUUUACCAUUUGGGUGCUUUUGAAGAGUCUCUGAACUAUGCCUUGGGUGCAGGUGACCUCUUCAAUGUGGUUGACAGUUCUGAAUAUGUGGAAACCAUAAUAGCAAAAUGUAUUGACCACUACACCAAGUUGAGAGUGGAGAAUUCUGAUCUUCCUGAUGCCGAGAAGAAGCCCAUAGAUCCCAGGCUAGAGGGUAUUGUGAAUAAAAUGUUUCAGCGCUGUCUUGAUGAUCACUGUUACAAACAGGCCAUAGGUAUUGCUUUGGAGACUCGCAGAUUGGACAUAUUUGAGAAAACUGUUUUGGAAUCUAAUGAUGUUUCUGGAAUGCUAGCGUACAGUCUGAAGCUAUGCAUGACGUUAAUUCAGAACAAGCAGUUUCGAAACUUGGUACUUAGGGUCCUGGUUAAAAUUUACAUGAACCUGGAGAAGCCAGAUUUCAUCAAUGUGUGUCAGUGCUUAAUUUUCCUAGAUGAUCCACAAGCUGUUAGUGACAUUCUGGAAAAAUUGGUGAAAGAUGACAACCUCCUAAUGGCCUAUCAGAUUUGUUUUGACCUCUAUGAGAGUGCCAGUCAGCAGUUCUUAUCCUCAGUUAUCCAAAACCUUCGCACAGUCGGUGCACCCAUAGCUUCAGUCCCUGGAUCAACCAACACUGGCACAGUUCAAGGGUCUGAAAAAGAGAGUGAAACCAUGGAGACGGAUGAGAAGAGUGGAAGUUCACCAGCUGGCAAGCCAACAGAAUGUGCAACCCCAGUAAGAAUUUUAGCUACAACCACAGAACCAAAAGAUCAAACUAAUAAGAUGAUCAAAAUCUUGAGUGGGGAAAUGGCUAUAGAGUUGCAUCUUCAGUUUUUGAUACGAAACAACAACACGGACUUAAUGAUUCUGAAGAAUACAAAGGAUGCAGUAAGAAAUUCAGUUUGCCACACAGCCACAGUCAUAGCAAACUCUUUUAUGCACUGUGGAACGACCAGUGAUCAGUUUUUGAGGGAGAACCUGGAAUGGUUGGCCAGAGCCACAAACUGGGCUAAGUUCACUGCUACAGCUAGUCUUGGCGUGAUUCACAAGGGACAUGAGAAAGAGGCCUUACAGUUGAUGGCAACAUAUUUACCAAAAGACACUUCUCCUGGCUCAGCUUAUCAAGAAGGAGGUGGCCUGUAUGCACUAGGUCUCAUCCAUGCAAACCAUGGUGGUGACAUAAUCGACUAUCUACUUAACCAGCUCAAGAAUGCAAGUAAUGAUAUUGUGCGCCAUGGUGGUAGCUUGGGUCUUGGACUUGCUGCCAUGGGAACUGCACGUCAGGAUGUCUAUGACCUACUGAAAACUAAUUUGUAUCAGGAUGAUGCGGUAACAGGUGAGGCAGCAGGUCUGGCAUUAGGUUUGGUGAUGUUGGGCUCUAAGUCUGCCACAGCAAUUGAGGAUAUGGUGGGCUAUGCACAAGAAACACAGCAUGAGAAGAUUUUGCGAGGUCUAGCAGUUGGUAUUGCACUCGUGAUGUAUGGCAGGAUGGAGGAAGCUGAUGCACUUAUUGAGAGCCUCUGCAGAGACAAAGAUCCAAUCCUGCGACGGUCUGGAAUGUACACUGUGGCCAUGGCAUAUUGUGGUUCUGGAAACAAUAAAGCAAUCAGACGUCUCCUCCAUGUGGCGGUCAGCGAUGUCAACGACGAUGUCCGAAGGGCUGCUGUGGAGUCUCUUGGAUUCAUUUUGUUCAGAACACCAGAGCAGUGUCCCAGUGUUGUAUCCCUUCUGUCAGAGAGCUACAAUCCACAUGUGAGGUAUGGGGCUGCCAUGGCGCUGGGUAUAUGUUGUGCUGGAACAGGAAAUAAGGAAGCAAUUAAUUUGCUGGAGCCAAUGACAAAUGAUCCUGUAAACUAUGUGCGACAGGGAGCUCUUAUUGCCUCUGCAAUGAUCAUGAUCCAGCAGACAGAGGUCAUCUGCCCAAAGGUCAACCAGUUUCGUCAGCUGUAUGCAAAAGUCAUCAGUGAUAAACAUGAUGAUGUCAUGGCCAAAUUUGGAGCCAUCCUAGCACAAGGCAUUCUUGAUGCAGGUGGUCACAAUGUAACAAUCUGUUUGCAGUCAAGAACAGGCCACACCCACAUGCCUACAGUGGUGGGUGUUUUGGUAUUCACCCAGUUCUGGUUCUGGUUCCCCCUGUCUCACUUCCUGUCACUAGCAUUUACCCCUACCUGUGUCAUCGGCCUGAAUAAGGAUCUGAAGAUGCCAAAGGUCCAGUACAAGUCCAACUGUAAACCAUCUACAUUUGCCUAUCCUGCUCCCCUUGAGGUGCCAAAGGAGAAGGAGAAAGAAAAGGUUUCCACUGCAGUGCUUUCCAUCACUGCAAAAGCUAAGAAGAAGGAAAAGGAAAAGGAGAAAAAAGAGGAUGAAAAAAUGGAAGUGGUGAGUAGAAAAUUUGAGGAAACAGAAAAGAAAGAGGAAAAAGAAAAGGAAAAAGAAAAGAAGAAAGAACCUGAGCCCAACUUCCAACUUUUGGAAAAUCCAGCAAGAGUAAUGCCAGCCCAGCUCAAAGUCUUAUCAAUUCCUGAGCCCUGCCGAUACCAACCUUUCAAACCACUUUCACUUGGUGGUAUCAUUAUUCUGAAGGAUACCAGUGAGGACGUGGAGGAGCUAGUUGAACCUGUUGCUGCUCAUGGUCCAAAGAUAGAAGAGGAAGAACAAGAACCUGAACCUCCUGAACCUUUUGAGUACAUCGAUGAAUAAAGUGUAUUAGAAAAGUUCUACAGAAGAAUGUCCAGACUUCACUACAUCUGUCAUACAGUAUUUAAGAUGGAUUGUUUACAACAUACUUCAGGCUGACGGGUCUAUCCAGAUAUAAAUGACUGUUCCACUUGGUGUUCGGAGAUAACAUAAUUUUAAAACAGCUGUGCACCUUAGGAAAAGAAGCUUGCUUUUUGUACCCAGAGAAUAAAGCAGUACAGUGGAAUACAA